Messenger RNA from Ipomoea nil (Japanese morning glory), 1161 nucleotides. Its product is annotated as LOB domain-containing protein 41-like. Gene Ontology annotation, biological process: regulation of gene expression. Bases 94 to 927 code for a protein of 277 amino acids. The transcript is spliced from 2 exons. NCBI's taxonomy places the organism in Eukaryota, Viridiplantae, Streptophyta, Magnoliopsida, Solanales, Convolvulaceae. The record is from RefSeq and is a predicted model, not a curated record.
CAAUCACCCAUUUCUCCUCCCCCAAAAAGAUCUUCUCUCUUCAAAGUUCAAAAUCCAAAAUCCAACAUUGUAUAUACAUACAUACAUUCAGCUAUGCGGAUGAGCUGUAACGGGUGCCGGGUUCUCCGGAAAGGUUGCAGUGAAAAAUGCUCCAUUAAACCUUGCCUCCAGUGGAUCAAAUCCCCCGACGCCCAAUCCAACGCCACCGUGUUCCUUGCCAAAUUCUACGGCCGCGCCGGCCUCCUCAACCUCAUCAACGCCGGCCCCGAACACCUCCGCCCUGCUAUAUUUAGAUCGUUGUUAUACGAAGCGUGCGGGCGGAUUGUGAAUCCGAUAUAUGGAUCGGCGGGGUUGUUGUGGUCGGGAAACUGGCAGCUCUGUCAGGCGGCGGUGGAGGCCGUUCUCGGCGGCGCGCCGAUUACGAAGCUAUCCCCUGACUCCGCCGCCUUUUCCAUGAGCCCUUCGCUCAAGGCGUGCGACAUCCGGCACGUGUCCAAAGAGGACAACGCCAACGCCGGCGCCGGCGCCGGCGAUCUUCACAAGGUUAAGUCGCGAGGGCGGUUCAAGAGAACGGCGGCGGGGAAGCCGAAGCAGAGGGCGGGGUCGCCGGACGUGGACGACGCGGCGCGAGUGAUGUGGAGCUGGAGUCACAAGGAGGAGGAGGAUGCGGUGGGGUCCCCCAGCCGGGACUCGGGGCUGAGUCAGCACGCCGAGGAGCAGAGCCGCGGCGGAGAGAGCGGCGAUGCUAACUGCGCGUCGGGGGAGACGGUUGAGACCUCGCUGGCGAAGCCGGAGGAUGAGAGCGAUGUUGAGUUGGAGCUAACUCUCGGGUGGGAGCCGAUGUCGAGACACUGGAAAUCGACGCCGGCUGGGAUGAGCGAAGACGCCGGCGGGUCUGAUGAAGCCGCGUGUAGAAUGGAACUGUAAUUACUCCAAAGACUGUUUUUGACGACCAUUUUGUAUGGUUUUUCCAUUUAAUUUCUUUUUUGGACCCUAGAUUUAAAAUUUUGUAUUUUGUUUAGGUCUCAAAUUGUUGGUGAUAGAGAUGUAAUACCUUAGGCAGUGUCAAUGUCAUCAAAGAGUCAUAAAGAAGUGAACAUAGAGAAAUGAUGGUUUCCUUUCAAUCCUUCCUUUAAUCAGGAAUGCCAACCACCGUCUAAA